Owenia fusiformis is the source of this 995-nucleotide messenger RNA. The record is from the annotation of a GenBank genome assembly. Lineage: Eukaryota; Metazoa; Annelida; Polychaeta; Sabellida; Oweniidae.
AGCUAUUCAAUCAAGUGGUAAAAUAUGUUAAUAAUGAUACUCAUAUGAUCAAAAUUCAUCAAUCAUGAUUUCGUAAAGAAUAUAAAUUGGAAAUGUUAAUCAACUAAACUACCCUUUCAUCAUUUUAUUCAGGAACAGGCACCAUGUUUCUCAAAAGUUUGAUUAUUGCGAGUUUGGCUGUGUGCGUAUUAAGCGACGACAAAACAAAGUGUGCUGGGAAAUUUGAUAAGGAAGGGAGUCAGUAUGCAAAAGCAGCUCGAUGGACUGAGACACUAGAUGGUAUCCAGGCAACUUGCGUCUGUAGGGAAGAAAGUUGGUUCUUAUGGUUUCCUUGUAAUGGGGACUUCUGUGAUGAUGCAGUACGGGUUUGCGAAUGGGAUGGUUGCUAUAGUGAGGAGGAUGGUAAAGCAUAUGCUGCAGGUGCCCAAAUAAAAUACCGUGGCAGAGAUUGUGUUUGUGGAGAUGAUGAGCACCCGAUUCCAGAUAAACCAUCUACAAAAUAUGCCAUCAACUGUUAAAUUUGGCAUUCGCUUAAAUUUGGCAUUCAACAGUAUCUAUUUAACCGCACAAUUUAAUAUUAAAUGCACAGUCUGAAUAUGUAUUAUAAUAGUAGGUUUUGUCCAAGAGUCAAAGACACAAAAAGACUAAGAGAUGAGCUAAGACUAACUACAUGCAAAAUAUCACAAUUUUACAAUAUGCCUAUUUUCUAAAUUCAAAAACGAUUGACACUAGACAAACAGGAAAAUACAUGCGAAAUUUGUCUCCUGGAUUGAUAUUGGAUUCACAAGCAAAUUAUAUCACAUCUGUAACAUACAGGCCAGUAAGGGACAAAAUUUGCUUAUUACAGUACUCAUAUGGCCUUCUUCUAAGAUAAAGAUACGCCUUGAUAACAUAGAUAAUAUAGAUGGAUAACAGUAAUAUUAACUACAAUUAUCUUGAUAUUGAAUCUUUUGAAAUUAAAAUGUAAGCACAUGACUAUAUAAAGAGAAAUAAGC